Molecule: messenger RNA, 937 nt
Organism: Naegleria gruberi
Lineage: Eukaryota; Heterolobosea; Eutetramitea; Acrasida; Naegleriidae
Exons: 1
Coding region: 59-916 (285 amino acids)
Source: RefSeq, a predicted model, not a curated record
CAAUAAAAUCACCUUGCCAAUAUCAUUGCGCAGUAUCAUCUUCAUCAUCCUUGCAUGCAUGAUAACGAUGACAUUCGGCUCUCCAACAUUCACAGUUCCCCAGCAAAUGGUAAAUGUUUGGAAAAGGUUGUGGAUUGAAGAGCCAAUCGGUCACAUUGUGGAUAACACAACCAUUGUAUUCAAUAUUCAAACCAAUUCAAUGUAUUGUGAUAUUAGAAUACCAAUUACUAGACCUAAUUAUUUAAACCAAAAAUCAUCAUUGUCUCAAUAUUCUUGGGAUGAGUUGCUUCAAUUGGCCAAUCAGAAAUCAUUUGCUGGCUUUGCACAUGCCAAUCAGAGUGCAUGGAUAUGUCAAUGGGAUCGUAAAAUUGACUUCCAACCAUUUACAGGCAGUUAUGAUAUUGGACAUGUGGAUACAGAGUCAAGAAAACCUCUCAUGGUUGAAGAGGGAAUUAAUGGUGAUGAUUAUAGAGAGAUUUGGCAACCUGCAUUCGUAUCAAAUGUUAAUCCUUCUUAUAUUUCACUGGAAUUGGAAAGAGAAGUUGAGAAUAAUGUGGUCAAUAGGUUUGCAAAGGGUUUCAUGGUUGUAAAUGGAGAUUAUUUCAUUUAUCAGGUUGAUAAGAGAGAAUUCCCAUUGCCACAGGCUGAUUCCUUGUUGGAUUUGAUAAAAUCUCAAAACUAUUCAAGAGUGCAAGUUGAAGAAAUUAUUGGAAAGUAUAUGUCAAGCUUUGGAAUUAGACAAUCGAGUGGGGUUUGGCAAGUUCUCCAUUCCCUCUUCCCCUUCAAUGAAAAUAAGGAAUUGGAAGGUAAAUUUGUACUUCACACUCCAAGUAAUCAAGUUAUUCAAUCCAUUUCAGAUAAGGGCAUUCUUAGAUUUUGGAAAAUUAAUGAAAUGACCUACAAUCCAUUCCAAUAAUAAUAACUAGUUUUAUUAUGU